This is a messenger RNA of Opisthocomus hoazin, 1188 nucleotides long. Lineage: Eukaryota; Metazoa; Chordata; Aves; Opisthocomiformes; Opisthocomidae. The record is from RefSeq and is a predicted model, not a curated record.
AUGUUACACCAAGCCUGGCAGCUCUACGGGAGGUGUUGCCGUUGGUCCAGUCCUUUUAUCCAUCUCCUCACACUGACUGUGGUGACAUUUGGCGUGCUCGCCCCUUUGAUUUGCCACCGGCUCCUCCACUCUUACUUCUAUUUGCGGCGCUGGCACCUGAACCCCAUGAGCCAGGAGUUCCUGGAGCAGAACCAGCAGGAGGGCCAAGCUGCCCUCCAUUACUUCGAGAAGCUGCAGGUACCAAACACCUCCGAGGCCUCUGGCAGUGAUGCCUUCCAGCCCUUGCUGCUGGUCACCAUUAUCACUGUGCAGAGGCGGAAUGAUUUCCACUAUGUCUUGCAAGUGGCCUCCCGCUUCCACCGCCUCCUCCAGAAAUGUGGUGCACGUUGCCGGAGCCACCGCAUCCUCCUCUGUAAUGUGGAGUCAGACCCCAGAAGCCAUCAGGAUGUCAAGCUGCUGAGCAGCUUCUUUCCUAUGGUCAGUCGUGACAAAACUGGGGAGAGCCCUGACCCCAGAGUGAACCAGUUUGAGAAGGAGAAGCAGGACUAUGUCUUCUGCCUCGAGCAGUCGCUGUUGGCAUACAACCCAGAGUACAUCCUCAUAGUGGAAGAUGAUGCUGUGCCGGAGGAGGAGAUAUUCGCUGUCUUGCAACACCUCCUGUUGGCCCGGUUCUCCAAACCAUACCUCAGAGACGCACUCUACUUCAAGCUCUACCAUCCCGAGAGGCUUCAGCGCUACUUCAACCCCGAACCCAUGAGGAUCCUCGAGUGGCUGGGUCUAGGCAUGUUCCUGGGGCCCGUGCUGAACUGGGUGUACUCCUGGGCAACUGGGCGCCCCAGCCUCACUUGGCCCGUUGUCUUGUUCUUUGCUUUGUACAGCAUGGCCCUGUCAGAGCUGGUGGGACGGCAUUACAUGCUGGAGCUGCGCCGGCUGGCCCCCACGCUGUAUAACAUCGUGCCAGUCACCGAGUGCUGCACGCCUGCCAUGCUCUUCUCCGCUCCUUCUGCCCGCCGUGCCUUAGGUUACCUGAAGGGGCUGCAGUGCCGCCAGGGUUUUGCUAAGGAUAUUGCCCUCUACUCGCUGCUGCAUGCGAAGAGGGAGAACGCCUACGUGGUGGAACCCAACCUGGUCCGGCACGUGGGAAUGUAUUCCAGCCUUCGGCUAAACGAUAACCCGAAACUGCUGUGA